Molecule: messenger RNA, 580 nt
Organism: Scomber japonicus (chub mackerel)
Lineage: Eukaryota; Metazoa; Chordata; Actinopteri; Scombriformes; Scombridae
Product: C-X-C motif chemokine 10-like
Exons: 4
Coding region: 102-458 (118 amino acids)
Biological process (GO): chemokine-mediated signaling pathway; inflammatory response; cellular response to lipopolysaccharide
Cellular component (GO): extracellular region
Molecular function (GO): CXCR chemokine receptor binding; chemokine activity
Source: RefSeq, a predicted model, not a curated record
CUACACUUACUGUAGUGCCUUUCUAUCAUCUCCAUCACAAGCAAGAUUUAGUUAUUUUUCAUCAUCAUCUUUUGUCAUCUUGACCAAAGGGGAAACCAACAAUGUUCAGCAUCUUUAAAUUGACUCUGGUCCUGGCUGCCGUGGUUUGCGUCUCUGUAGCCCAAUUGUAUGAAUCCAAACAGCAGUGUCUGUGUCAACGACUCCGGAAUGGAAUUCCCAAAAAAUCUGAAGUCAAAGACAUCCAGAUCUAUCCUGCAACGAUGUUCUGUGACAAAGUGGAGAUUAUUGUCACCCAGAGCAAUGGCUUACGCUAUUGCCUGAACCCUGAGCUAAAAGCAGUGAGAAAACGCCUGGAUUUCAUCAUCUACAAGAAGAGACAGAGCACUUCUACCACCGCCCAAGCAACUCCAUUCAGCGGCACUUCCAACCCAAGCAGCUCUAACACAGCUCGCAACUGAUUCUCUCUUUAACUCCUCAGAUUAAUAAGCUCUGAUGACCACUGACAAAUGCACCUUCAACAAAUGUAGAUGUAAAUGGAUUAAAUACUUUGUCUAUUUAUCUUCUAUUUAUACCUACAGUA